This is a messenger RNA of Aphanomyces invadans, 986 nucleotides long. RefSeq names its product diphthine synthase. Gene Ontology annotation, biological process: protein histidyl modification to diphthamide. Gene Ontology annotation, molecular function: diphthine synthase activity. The transcript is spliced from 7 exons. The coding region runs from base 33 to 890 and encodes 285 amino acids. Lineage: Eukaryota; Oomycota; Saprolegniomycetes; Saprolegniales; Verrucalvaceae. The record is from RefSeq and is a predicted model, not a curated record.
GAGCUUUGAACGAGUCAUUUUGAAGCGACAAGAUGGUGCUGUAUGUGAUUGGUUUAGGUCUGGGCGACGAGACGGACAUCACGGUCCGCGGCCUCCGAGCGGUGCAGUCAUGCGACAAAGUAUACUUGGAGAACUACACGAGCAUCCUUGGCAUCGACCACAACACGUUGAGCAAAUUCUACGGCCGCGAAGUGAUCCUCGCGGAUCGUGACUGCGUGGAAACUGGCGCUGAAGUUAUCUACGCCAAUGCGAAAGACCAGAACAUUGCGUUUCUUGUUGUUGGGGAUCCAUUCUGCGCCACGACCCACUCCGAUUUGAUUCUGCGUGCCCAGGAGAUUGGCGCCAAGGUAGAAGUGAUUCACAACGCGUCUGUGAUGGGUGCCGCGGGCGCGUGCGGGCUGCAGUUGUACCACUACGGCCAAACCGUGUCGAUCCCCUUCUUUAAUGACAACUGGCGCCCUGACAGCUUUUACGACAAAAUUGCGUUCAACCGUAAGGGCGGUCUACAUACGUUGUGUCUUCUUGAUAUCAAGGUGAAGGAACCCGACUUUGAAGCGAUGGCGCGCGGCCGCACCGUUUUCUUGCCGCCUCGCUUCAUGACUGUCAACCAAGCCGUGGAGCAGUUGCUCGAGGUGGAGGACAAGCGCCAGGAAGGCGUAUACUCCCGCGACACACUGUGCGUGGGCUUGGCUCGGUUGGGUCAAACCGAUCAAAAGAUUGUUGCUGGCACGAUGGCUGAGCUGUUGACGGUGGACUUUGGCGCGCCGUUGCACUCACUCGUGAUCGCUGGGGACGUCCAUGUGCUCGAACAGGAAAUGCUGGCGCAGUUCAGCGUCAAGUUGCUCCAACCCGCCGCGGCGAAAGCCGUGGAAGAGGAGAGCACUGCAUAGACAAUAAUUCCAGGCAAAAUCACAACGCACGAUCGUUGGGACAAAUUGUUUUUAUCGUCAUUUUUAGAAUAACCAAAAACGAAUAGUGAUUGUGCA